Messenger RNA from Endocarpon pusillum Z07020, 2331 nucleotides. RefSeq lists its product as uncharacterized. The record is from RefSeq and is a predicted model, not a curated record. The transcript is spliced from 4 exons. Bases 1 to 2331 code for a protein of 776 amino acids. Lineage: Eukaryota; Fungi; Ascomycota; Eurotiomycetes; Verrucariales; Verrucariaceae. Gene Ontology annotation, molecular function: FAD binding; oxidoreductase activity.
AUGACCAUUGACUAUUUCGCAUGUCUCAGCCUGCUUGUCAUAGCCGUUGCCAGAACUGAUGCUGCCUUGACCAACUGCAAAUGUACCCCAUACGAUACCUGCUGGCCAUUGGCUGCCACAUGGAAUGCAUUGAACACUUCAGUAUCUGGACAGUUGAUCCUAAAUAUUCCUCCUGCCGCUGUAUGCUAUCCUGGGCCACAACAGGAUUCCCAAGCAUGUGCCUAUGUCAAUGCACAGUGGAGCAAUGCCACGUUUCAAUCCAACAAUCCUGUUGGUCUCAGCUAUCCGAUCACCGUGUCAUGUCCGCCAGUCAAUGCUUCUGCCGGCGAAUUACCAGGCACAUGUUCGAUAGGUGACUUGCCAAGGUAUGCCGUCAACGCAACACGACCGGAACACAUUUCGGCAGGCAUCAUUUUUGCCCAGGAGCAUAAUAUUAGACUCGUCAUCAAGGAUACUGGUCACGAUAUCUUGGGCAGGUCGAAUGGCUUUGGCAGUUUAGAACUUUGGAUACGUCAUUUGAGGACAGGUAUCGUACACCAAAAGAAGUACAAGCCUUCAUACGGCUGCUCCAAAUCAUCCUGGAAAGGAAGUGCGUUUACCAUUGGUGGGGGUUAUACUUGGAAGGAUGUGUAUGCUGAAGCCGAGAGCAGAAAUCUCGUCGUCGUUGGUGGCGGAACUCCAGUAUGUCCCACUCAACAGGUUGCUAAGGCAUUCAGUGCUCACUACCCCCAGACCGUAGGUUGCCUUGGUGGUUGGAUGCAGGGUGGAGGCCAUGGGCCUGCAAGUCGUGAUUUUGGUUUGGGAGCAGACCAAGUUCUCGAGGCUACAAUUGUGCUCGCGGACGGCUCCAUUGUCACUGCAGAUCCUUGCCAGAAUCAAGAUCUCUUCUGGGCGAUUCGUGGUGGAGGUGGAGGCACCUAUGGCGUGGUUGUGUCGACUACCGUCAAAGCAUGGCCCACAACCAGCGUCGUCACUCAGCACCUCGCGAUCGCCCCUUUGGCUGACGAUACAUCGGCGCUUCUCGAUGUGAUUGCGUUGGUAUGGUCUAAUUAUCCCGAUCUGAACGACGCUGGCUACAGUGGCUACGGAACCUGGACCAUUGCAAGCCCAACGCCGCUUUUUGGCAAUUUCACUUCAGGCUUCGUCCACGGCAUUUCCGUGUUUGGUAAAAGUAUUGAAGGGGCGCAGAAAGUGUUUGCGCCGGUUGCGGAAAAGCUGCAGACGUACAAUGGGACUAGCCUCUUCGUGUCCCUUACUUAUGCAGAAUAUCCCACGUAUGCUACUUUUUACGAGGCAGAGUCCGGAGUUGAACCACCUGUUGGAGCCGCCGGAGCCCUCGGAUCGCGACUUUUUGACCGUGCUGCCCUCACGAAGAAUCAUGCUGGCUUGAGAAGGAUGUUAAACACAGUUGCAGGGGCGCCAGAAGAGUAUACGACAAAUGCCGUCGAGCUUGUAAGUGGAGGGCAAGUCUUCAACGACGCUAGCGAUCCAUACUCUAGCCUACAUCCCGCAUGGCGCACUUCCUAUAUGUCCAACAUUGUUGCUCGGGGUUGGCCGCCGGGUACAGACGCUGCGACGAGAGAUGCUGUGCAUAAGGACAUAACGUACAACAAGGUCGCCGCCAUGAAGAAGCAAGCUCCAAAUACUGGGUGCUACAUGAACGAGGUACACAAGUUGCUGGGAAUGCCUACGCUUACACAAGCUAAGAGGACAUUGCAGAUCGCUUCAGAGGCAUCCAUCUACCUCUCUGCAAAACUUUCUUUCACUCCUGUGUCUCCACGCUCCGUGUGCAAUGUUUACGCUUACCUGCUUUCUACGUCCUCGUCAUUACCAUUCAUCGACUCUCCUCCGCCAUCUGCAGCUACCCCGCCAGAUCCGCAAUCAUACUACGUAUCCGAGGGCUCCUACGAGCGCGAGCGCGAAAAGAUCCUCCUAUGCGAAUCACUUAUUCUGAGCAGCAUUGGCUUCGAUGUACAUGUUGCACUUCCCCACACUCUAGCAUUGACCUACGUACAGGCCCUAGGGGUAUCGUCCAGGAAGCUCGUAAGGCGCGUCCUCGAACACCUUAAUGGUGGCCUGCUGUCUCCACAGUUGCUCUCCCUGACCCAUCAGCCUAAUGCUUUAGCAGUCGCGGCAAUCUACCUUGCGGCAAAGGAGGUUGGUGUUAAGCUUGUGGAUGGAAAUUGGUGGGAGGUGUUCGACGUCGAAAGAGAGGACUUGGGAUUCUUAGUUUUGGCUUUUGGUAGUUUUGUGGGCUUCGCGGCUGCGGAGAAGGAAAGAUGGGAAAACGAAAGAGAAAAGUUGCGGGAAUUGUUGAGCGGAGGAGGUUGA